UGUUUUGCCAGGCUGCAGAAAGGGAGGUAAAACCACUGACAACUUUCGCUUUCUUUUCUCAAAUUUUCGGAAUUUUCGGUUCAAAAUUUCAUUGUUAUCUUCUCCUUCGAGUAUUCUAGUGAAUUUCAAUCAUCACUGAUCAAGUGACUCCGUAAAUUUGACACCAUGAAGAUGAAGAACAUUAACAAUUCAUCCGACCAGAAUAUCGAGGAAUCUGACGAUGACGAUACUUCCAGCGUAGGGAGUGCAAAUACAGACACCAGUAAUGCUACACCAACGUACAGAAGUAGAAAAAAUCGUAAAGGGAGAUCGAAACACAGUAUAACUAAUGCAUCAAAAUUGCAGUAUAAAUUCUCAUCUAGCUAUAAAGAAGAUCAUUCUCAGCCAUUAUUCAGUGUACUGUUCAAUCAUUUGAUCAAAGAACCACUUAUCUUUGCCACAGUUGGAAGUAAUCGUGUUUCAGUUUACGAGUGUUUGGAUAAUGGGAAAAUGAAACUUCUACAAUGUUACGCAGAUCCUGCAGUUGAACCAGAGGAAAAUUUUUACACGUGUGCGUGGUCGUACAAUAGUGAAAAUCAUAAACCGAUUCUCGCAGUCGCUGGCUAUCGAGGUGUGAUUCGUAUCCUGAGCAUAAGCACCCAGAAUUGUAUUAAAGAUUACACCGGUCACGGGAACUCGAUAAAUGAGUUGAAAUUUCAUCCCGAAGAUACCAAUUUGCUACUUUCAAUAAGUAAAGAUCAUACUUUGAGACUUUGGAAUAUCAAAACGGAUGUGUGUAUUGCGAUUUUCGGAGGAGUAGAAGGGCAUCGUGAUGAAGUACUUUCAGCUGAUUUCGAUUUAUCAGGAACUCGUAUCAUGUCUUCCGGAAUGGAUCAUUCGUUAAAGUUAUGGCAAUUAGAUACCGAAGAUGUUCGAACAGCUGUGACAAAAUCGUACGAAUUUAUCGCGUGUCGUUCAUCGCGACCUUUUCAAACUGCCGAGGAACAUUUCCCAGAAUUCUCUACGAGAGAUAUUCAUCGUAAUUACGUGGACUGCGUUAGGUGGUUCGGUGAUUUCGUGAUAUCUAAAUCGUGUGAAAACUGCGUGGUAUUUUGGAAACCAGGCCGUGGUGAAAAUGGCGAAACGAAGAACAGCGAUAAUAACGUAUCUAUUAUACAUAAAUUGGAAUUGAAAGACUGCGAAAUUUGGUUUAUACGAUUUUCGAUGGAUUAUUUUCAAAAAAUCUUAGCUUUGGGCAAUCAGACUGGAAAAUUAUUCGUGUGGGAUUUAGAUGUUAACGAUCCUUCGAGUAUUCGUCCCGUUGUAUUGACGCAUCCUCGGUGUACUUCGGCUAUCAGACAGACGAGCCUGAGUCGAGAUGGAUCUGUUUUAUUGGCAGUUUGCGAUGAUCAGACUAUUUGGCGUUGGGAUAGGGUAGCAUCGUGAGGAGUAUUUUUUUUCUUUCUAUAAUUGACGUUUAUCGUAAUGAAUCAUUGUGUUUGAAGGCAUUUUUAUAGUUGAAAUUAUUUUAAUGUAAGGAUAUUUAUUUUUAUUUAACAUCGUGUAAAAAAUAAAAUGUGAUAGAUUUUUAUUUGUGUAGGUUAUGUUAUAGUUGAAUAGUUCAUGUUUGUGAGA
Messenger RNA from Planococcus citri (citrus mealybug), 1614 nucleotides. RefSeq names its product polycomb protein eed-like. Gene Ontology annotation, molecular function: nucleosome binding; protein binding. Bases 166 to 1425 code for a protein of 419 amino acids. Gene Ontology annotation, cellular component: ESC/E(Z) complex. Gene Ontology annotation, biological process: negative regulation of transcription by RNA polymerase II; heterochromatin formation. The transcript is spliced from 7 exons. The record is from RefSeq and is a predicted model, not a curated record. NCBI's taxonomy places the organism in Eukaryota, Metazoa, Arthropoda, Insecta, Hemiptera, Pseudococcidae.